Molecule: messenger RNA, 3385 nt
Organism: Haliotis rubra (blacklip abalone)
Lineage: Eukaryota; Metazoa; Mollusca; Gastropoda; Lepetellida; Haliotidae
Product: DENN domain-containing protein 3-like
Exons: 9
Coding region: 181-1374 (397 amino acids)
Biological process (GO): mRNA splicing, via spliceosome
Cellular component (GO): precatalytic spliceosome
Molecular function (GO): protein binding
Source: RefSeq, a predicted model, not a curated record
UUUUUGCUGAAAGAUGUGUCCAACCGCUACAAGGAAAUAAUAAAGCUGAGAGACAUUGGCCGACUGGAGAAGUCCCAGAAUCACUUUUUCCUCAAAAAAGUGGAUACUCUUGUCAUACAGGCAAAAGAUGGACCAUUCAAGUUCACGGCCUGGCUGAAGGAAGAGAGAAACUGCUGGUUUAUGUUGAUUGAGGAGAUGAAGGCAGGGAAAAUUGUUGCCGAGGCAACCAGGGAUUUAACAGCGAUACAUCAAGCAACAGUCAAUGUGCUGCUCAUCGAUGCGGUCAUAAGAAGUGGCAACGAGAAUGGGUCAUCUCAUGAGGAGAAUGUGACAGCAUCUGCCGAGAAUCUGUGUCACUUCACGAAGUACAUGUCGGAGGGUCGACACAACCUUCCCAAAGACACUGUGGACGCACUGCAGCACAGGGUGGACCCUAACAUCGGGGACAGAGAUCGUAAAACAGUCGAGGCCAUUCUCUACACACCAGGAACUGACAGUCUACACAGGAGUGAGCAGUUGCCACCGCGUCUGUGGUGUGGGAUGGGGGAUGGCAAAGUGAAGGUGUUCGACGCCACAACUUGGGAACUGGAAGACAAGAUAGUACAGACCAAGAACACAGCAGCCUGCCUGGUGCCAGUCGGGGAAACCCAGGUUUGGGUGGGGUCACACGGCAUCUACAUCAUCGACACCGAGACCAUCAUGUGUAACAAGACGCUGUCCGAACAUCAGGACCUGGUGACAGACAUUGUCAUCUCAAAUGAUAAAAGACAUGCCCACUCGGCCAGUGUGUCUGGUUUGAUCGUUAUGUGGGAGAUCCAGACUCUGACGCGGCUCAAGAAGUUCCAACUGAACGACAUCACCAGCCUGAAGUCCCUAAAGAUCAUCGGUGACCAACUGUGGUGUGGGCUAUGGAAGAGAAUUGGUGUUUUGAAUUUGGAUGGAGAAGAGCUCCAGAGAUUCCAUUUCCAGAGCAAUGAUGGAAAUGGACGUAAUGUGGACCUGGAUUGUUUCGCUGUCACAGAUCUGGAGGUGUGGGCUGGAGUCCGGAGGGAAGGAAUGCUGGUGGUGUGGGACAGAAACACAGGGUUACAGAAUGCGACGAUACGACUGGAGUGUCGGGGCAUCAGUACACUACUGCUGUGUGACAACAAGAUUUGGGUGGGCACCAAGGCAGGGACCAUCUACAUCUACCUCACCAACACCCACCAGUUGUGGAAGACACUGCGUGCCCAUGAUGAUGCCGUGCGCUCACUCUGCCUUGCCGACGUUCGUUACGUCAUGAGUGGUGGAGGCAGCAAGGAUGGCAAGGUGGCAAUAUGGACGCCAUCUGUCCUUGAAAUAUCUGACAGUUAUGAGGAUAAUCGUCCCGUGUGAAACAUCACAGAUGUCAACUACUGUAUAUUUCAGAUUGAAGAUUGUUUUAAAUUCAUAUUCCAGACCACAAGUUCAAAUUCUUGUUAUGUCAAUGGUUGCAGCAAUAGGUUUAUUAUUUCAAUAUGGCAUUUUCAUUCAUGUCCUGAUUUCUUUAGGAUUAUCCAUAUGAUAUUUGUUAAAUGGUACAUCAAGCAUUGUCCAUUUGGGUUUUUUAAUUGAUUUUGUUUCUACUCUGAAACUAUGCAGCUUUUCACUUCAUCAGAAAGAAAGGGCUCCCAGUUUGCCCGUUUUUGUCAGCCUCAGGUAGAGCUGGAAAUAAUGACAGUGUUAUCUGAAAGGUGUUUGGGUUCCCUGCCAAUCAAAUCUCAAUUUUUUUAAACAGUUUGGCAUCAUUUCUUUACUGCUUUCAUUCCAAUCAAAAGAAAACCCACGCACAACAUAAAUAUUACAUUAUUGCAGAUUCAUUGAAUUUGCUCAGAAACCACAGAAUUUAUGACAUAUUCAAAGCAAUAUGAAAGUUACUUCCAGAAUCAUGGCACCAGGAAAUACUCAUUAUAUAUGUUUUAUAUUUACUCGAAACAAAAACUGUACCUAACAGGGUCUUGUUUAGUAAAAUAUAUAUGUAUGUAUUUUCAAAACAUCUUUAAUACUUUGUUCCCCAACUGAGCAUAAUUUCAUUGUCAAACGAGAUAUAUUUCAUUAAGUCAAAGUAUCAUUUAAAUUGUAUUUCAAAACAUAAUUAAUUAAAUUGACCUGAUUUAUUACUUAAUUUGAUAAGUAACAUGUGAAUUACUUAUAUAUAUUCAUGCUCAUGCUGUUGAUCACUGGACUGUCUGGUCCAGACUCGAUUAUUUACAGACCGCCGCCAUAUAGCUGGAAUAUUGCUGAAUGUGGCAUUCAACAGCAAACAAACUUGGUAAGGUAUAAUUGCCCAUCAGUCGGAAAAAUUUCAUCUUUAUUGAUGUUUGAACUAAGUUUGUCAACAACUGUUUAAUCUAUGACAACAAAGUUAACUCGGUGUUUAUUAUUUUGAUAAGCAUCAAAUGCUUGUUAAGACUAAUAAAGUGUAAAUACAUUGUACUAUAAUUUUAUGAGAGAUUACAGUCUAUAUUGGCUAAAUGCUUCUACUGAGGAACUGAUAAAGGUUUGACAAUAAGUGAAUUCAGGGUUUCAACAAAUACGCACACAAUCAACGGCCAUGAUAACUGACAGGAUAUUUUUCAUGAUCAAAAUAUUUUUGAUCAGUGUAAUAUUAUUUGUUAAUGUGUUGACACAUAUGUUACUGUUAAGUUUCUCAAGUUAAUGUUUAUAUAUUUGUAUUGAUCACAUUUACAAUCAAUAUCAAAUUGUGGAUUAGUUUGUCCCAUCCAAUACAGGCAAGUUAUUUCCUGUUAUUUUAGAUCAUGGGUGACAGGGUACAUUUCAUGAAUGUGUGAAGGAACUAAGGAUCACAUAUCAAAAUGCCAUUUACUACAGUUGAAAGUGUGAUAUCUGAAUGUAUUAUGUGCAUUUCUGUACCUCUUGCCAUAUUGUUGUAUCAGUCUCACAGUGGAUGAGGGUGUCUUUGGAACUACAACUGGAUUCAAAAGUUGGUCAGAGGACUGGUCCAUUGGAUCCAAAAUGGUUCAUUGUCAAAAGUAUUUACUGAGAGAAGCAUGCAUUUCUGUAUAUCAGUGAUAUUGCAGGAAUAUUGCUAAUAUUGACGUAAAACUAAACUAAACUCACUCACAGUGACGUUUAAGGUGUUCAUCAAACACCCGUUCCAUUCACUGCUUCAUGCCAAAUUGAAGCUUACAUCAUCAUGCCUCCUUUGUUGUUUUUCUACUCUAAAUUCAUCCACAAUGUGUUUAAAACUUACAACUGGGUGGUCAGCUCUUCUCAUGGCCAUCUUUCUGUUAUGAAACUUAUCAAUAUGUCAGGCUGUGAAGAUCCGGAUUAAAAUUGUUCAGUAGCCCAUGCUUGUUGUAAGAGGUGACUAAAGGGAUCAGGUGGUCAGGCUCGCUGACUUGGU